Molecule: messenger RNA, 1236 nt
Organism: Fraxinus pennsylvanica
Lineage: Eukaryota; Viridiplantae; Streptophyta; Magnoliopsida; Lamiales; Oleaceae
Source: the annotation of a GenBank genome assembly
AUGGCGUCGAAAACAGAAUCCGUACAAUGCUUCGGCCGGAAGAAAACCGCCGUCGCGGUUACCCACUGCAAGCGUGGCCGUGGAUUGAUUAAGAUCAACGGCGUCCCCAUCGAGUUGGUCCAACCGGAAAUCCUGCGUUACAAGGCAUUUGAACCCAUUCUUCUCCUCGGUCGCCACCGCUUUGCCGGAGUGGAUAUGCGCAUCCGUGUCAAGGGUGGUGGUCACACCUCCCAAAUAUACGCUAUCCGUCAGUCCAUUGCCAAAGCCCUCGUUGCUUUCUACCAGAAGUACGUGGAUGAGCAGUCAAAGAAAGAGAUCAAGGACAUCCUCGUGAGGUACGAUAGGACCCUGCUUGUGGCAGAUCCCAGACGCUGUGAACCCAAGAAGUUUGGUGGUCGUGGUGCUCGUGCAAGAAAGGGAUCACACACUUUGCCAAGUCCUCCAGCAACAGAAUCACGUCGCUCAUUAUCUCAACUCCGUCGAGAACGAGCGUGGUGGAGGCGAGUGAUAGAGAGGUCAGGAUCGGAGGGCCAGAGAAGGUCAAUACGACAAUGUAUGGUGGUUCUUGGUGUUGGGAAUCAGAAAGGAGGGGCUAAGUAUUUGAAUGCUUUGUUGGGUGCAUUUUUUGGUUGGUACCGAUUGGAGGGGACUUCUUUCCUGGAGAUUGAGGAAGGAGAGUGGUUCGCAAGUGGGAGCCCCGACAUGUUGCCAUCUGCUCCGUCACACACGCAGGCAAACUCGUCCCGGCGCGGCUUCGAGCUGGGAACAGAUAGCGACAGGGAGUACGAAGGUGACAAGUUCCCCAUUAACGCGGAGGCCACAGAUUCCAGUGGUAGCCCCGUCGAGGGUCGUGCUGCUUCCUCCAUGAACAUAUCUGGACGAAGUAGUGGGGAAAAAAGAAAACACAAAAACAGGAAGGGAAAGUCGAAGAAGAAAAUGUACGGUGCGAGGGAGGUGUCGGCUUCCCUUGAGCAGUUGGCAAGUGUCGGAACGGAUCUCGCGUCAAUUGCGCGAUCGCAUCGUAAGGCGGGAAUGACAGUCGGCGAAUGCGUUGACGAGCUUCUGUCGUUUGGCCAUGUUCAGGAAGGUGAUAGACUCCACCUUUUCGCCCUAUGGUUCCUACGAGACAAAGACAAUCGUACCUCUUUUUGUGCUGCGAAGACACCUCUUACUAAAUAUAAAUUCAUUGAGUACUGUUUCGAGCGAGACAAUGCGUCCAUUAGCCGUAAGGAGUGA